GAUUGCAAGACAAGUUUUACGAACGACGCUAACGUGUCAACAACGCACGACAAAAAAGGUCUUCGAUCAACGAAGACUCGGAAACUAAUCCGGGAGAGAAAGUAACGAAAACCAAAACGCAAUUGUGUGUACAGUACAUCAGUGGAGCAUAACUUAAUUUCUUUGCACAACAAAGAGUACCCCCCAAAAAAAUAAACCAACAACAAAAUGCCACCACGCUCAACAACCGUUGCCAAUAACGACGAACCUCUCGAUACCACCGAGUUGGCUGGAGGUUCCAAACAAACCGGUGUUUUGUUUGAAGCUGAUGCUGAUACCGCCGAUGGUGCCUUGGCCGCUGAUAUUACCCAAUUCAAGAAGGCUGAAAAGCGUAAAUUGAAAUUGGUAUGGCGUAAUAUCAUUCUGUUCGGCUAUUUGCAUUUGGCUGCCUUGUAUGGUGGUUAUUUGUUCUUUGCCAAGGCCAAGUGGGCCACCGUUUUCUUCUCCAUCUUCUUGUAUUCCAUUGGUGUGUUGGGUAUUACCGCCGGCGCCCAUCGUUUGUAUGCCCAUCGUUCGUACAAAGCCAAAUGGCCAUUGCGUGUGCUGUUGAUCAUCUUCAAUACCGUGGCCUUCCAGGAUGCUGCCUACCAUUGGGCCCGUGAUCAUCGUGUCCAUCACAAGUUCUCUGAAACCGAUGCUGAUCCCCACAAUGCCACCCGUGGUUUCUUCUUCUCGCAUGUCGGUUGGUUGCUGUGCAAAAAACAUCCCGAUGUUGUAGCUAAGGGCAAGGGUUUGGAUCUGUCCGAUUUGCGUGCCGAUCCCAUUCUCAUGUUCCAAAAGAAACACUACAUGAUCUUGAUGCCUUUGGCCUGUUUCAUUUUGCCCACCAUCAUUCCCAUGUACUGCUGGAAUGAGACAUUUGUUAACUCCUGGUUUGUGGCCACCAUGUUCCGUUGGUGUUUCUUGCUCAAUGUCACCUGGUGUGUCAACAGUGCUGCCCACAAGUUUGGUGGCCGUCCCUAUGACAAGAACAUCAACCCCUCUGAAAACUCCUUGGUUGCCUAUUUCGCUUUCGGCGAAGGCUGGCACAACUAUCACCAUGUCUUCCCCUGGGAUUACAAGACUGCCGAAUGGGGCAACUGGUCCAUGAACUUGACCACUGCCUUCAUCAAUUUCUUUGCCAAGAUCGGCUGGGCCUACGAUUUGAAAUCUGUUGCUCCCGAAACAAUUCAAAAGCGUGUCUUGCGUACCGGUGAUGGCAGCCAUCAUCUGUGGGGCUAUGGUGAUAAGGAUUUGACUCCCGAAAUUGAAAAGGACAUUUUGACUGUCGACAAGAAAGAUCUUUAAACGGAGAUCGGUGAAAAGUGUCAAAACUAACGGAGACUCCACAAACUGACUCAGUUAACAAAAACAAAAUCAACACAGGCUACCUACCAACAUCAAGCACAAGAAUAAUCAUGUCUACGUGUUAAAAGUUGUAUUUAUUAAUAUUUAGUAUUUUUGUACUACCCCUAAGCUACUACUACUACUACUCUCUAACCAACUACAAAUCUUAUCUAGAUACUAUAUUUUUUUAUGAAAAAAAAAAAAGAA
This is a messenger RNA of Musca domestica (house fly), 1572 nucleotides long. Its product is annotated as acyl-CoA Delta-9 desaturase. The transcript is spliced from 4 exons. NCBI's taxonomy places the organism in Eukaryota, Metazoa, Arthropoda, Insecta, Diptera, Muscidae. Gene Ontology annotation, biological process: unsaturated fatty acid biosynthetic process. Gene Ontology annotation, cellular component: endoplasmic reticulum membrane. Bases 208 to 1326 code for a protein of 372 amino acids. The record is from RefSeq and is a predicted model, not a curated record. Gene Ontology annotation, molecular function: iron ion binding; stearoyl-CoA 9-desaturase activity.